Molecule: messenger RNA, 2173 nt
Organism: Rhipicephalus sanguineus (brown dog tick)
Lineage: Eukaryota; Metazoa; Arthropoda; Arachnida; Ixodida; Ixodidae
Product: synaptogenesis protein syg-2
Exons: 8
Coding region: 144-1451 (435 amino acids)
Source: RefSeq, a predicted model, not a curated record
UCGCUUUCGCGAGAGACGCACCGCUAGCACCGCGGCGUAGGGUGCGCGGUUCGACCAGUGGCGCGGGCCACCGGCGUCGUCAACGUUGCUUGGACGACCGAGAGGAUAGCCCCCGGCGGUGGUAACGCGCGUCACUGAAUGCCAUGGGAUCCCGUCUGCGGAACCGUGACACUGCGGCCUGCUCUAUCCGUUCGCCGUGUUGGCGCACUGCCACGCUCGCUCUCGGCUAUGUCAUCGGCCUCGCCGGAAUCUGCGAUGGUUUGCGGUUGGUGCGCUUGGACAUGCCGAGCGCUGUAAUCCGUGGUGACCCUCUCUGGCUGAACUGCUCGUUCGACCUCGAGUCGGACGAGUUGUAUUCCGUGAAGUGGUACAAAAAUAACCGGGAGUUCUUCCGGUACCUGCCCAACGAAAACCCUCCAGGACAGGCGUACAGGUUGUCGGGAGUCCACGUCGACGUAAGCCGCAGUUCUGUCGGUAGCCUCUACCUGAAGGAGACCGAUCUCAAGUCAGAGGGCCUGUACGCGUGCGAAGUGUCGGCCGACGCACCUUCCUUCCAGACUAUUCGUUCGGAAAAGGAACUGAAGAUCUACGUUUUACCAAAGAAGGGCCCCGAAAUUCGCGGCACAAAGCCGCACUACCGGUUCGGGGAUGCAGUGAACGUUACCUGCCGAGCUGGUGCAUCGAAGCCGCCAGCUGUGCUGGUAUGGUACAUCAACGGCGAGCAGGUUCCCCCAUCUUUUGAGAAAGUUCACCCCAUUCUCCGCGACGAAGACCAGCUGUACCAUUCGUCCCUGGGGGUGACAUUCACGGCGGAGCCGCGCCACUUCACCUACGGCAUCAUGAAACUGAAAUGCACGGCCACCGUGUCUGAGGCAUACUCGCUAUCCAGCGAAGAGAUCGUCGCUGCGCAGGACGCUAAAAGCACGCGUUCCGAGGAUGACAAGCCCUCGAUCACGGGAGGCCAGACGAGCUACCACGUUGGCGACUUGGUGAACGUGACUUGCAGCUACUCACGAUACGGACGACCCAUAGAACUACAAUGGCAACUCAAUGACAAAGAGGUGUCCAACCGGUACCUCGUUCACUACCCAAUUCAGCGGCACGAAUCCGGCCGCCAGGUGACCUCGCUGGGACUGCGCUUCACGGUGAGGCCGAGCCACUUCGUGCACGACGAGAUGCGCAUCAAGUGCAUGGCUGUGCUGUCCGGCGCCGGCAGGAGCUCAUCCGCCUCCACGUCCUCCUCGUCAGCCGCCGCCGGCGCAAGCGGCGACUCAUACUCCGAAAGGGAGUUCGUACUCGGCAGCAGCCAUCGUUCGUCGGGACUCCACGUGCCUGGACACUACGGCGCUGUUGCGGAUUCCAACGACUCGCCGCCUUUGACGUUAGGGACUUUCACCAUACAAAGCUCAGCUACGUUGCUCCUUUUGACGCACCUGCGAACGGCAUCGUGAAAGAGCCUUCACUCAGGAUCAAAUUCGUGUGCUUGUUGUAUGCCCUUCCGUCAACCUGGGUUCUCAUCUUUCUAAAACACCGUAUUUACACUUGUUCUAACGUGCUUAACAUAAUUUACACUAUUCAUCUGGGCAUGAAAAAUAAUGUAAAUAAAACAGUGCCUUCGAUUCACGUCAUCAAUGACGCAGUUAACGGCGAACAAAGGAGUGACUGCUGCGAACAAAAUGUAAAUAUCCACAAAAACGAGUAUAAUUACAACUACCCAAAUAACAGAAGACGCGCGCUCCUAAAACCGCGAUUACACGUCGGAAGAUUGGAACCCAACAGACCUCGCAAAGCGCGCUAGAGUGAUUUUAUUAUCUUUUUUUGUAUAGUGUGGUAUUCAUUGAGAAGGACAGAGUUGCUUGAUGACGUCAUGGUGAGAGCACGCGGGUCUUCUUUUGUAUGGGAGACCGUUAGUAUGUUAGUGCAAUGCUCGUUACCACUGUGUAGUCUUGUGAGGCAAAACUGGAUAUUUCGACAAGGCAUCCAAUAUCUCAUUUCACCUAUCAUACAACAGCGGUUACCAGGUAGUACAGUGAUACAUAUACAGUAAUGAUAUUAUAUUUGAACAGAACGGUAGCUGAUCCCAAAAAGAGGAAAAUUGAAUUGUGUACCACUGCCAAGUGAAAACAGCAGAAAAAAUAGGUGAUUGUAUAAUUCGGUUUUUUGUUAAGGAAGU